UUUUCCUGUACGGUAAUCCAAGCACGAUGUUGUUCUCGCAAAAACGGCACGAAGGACCACCAUGGUUAGCUUUGCAGCACGCUUUCCGGAUUAGCAAAAGAUUACCCUGCGGGUCCUGUGGCAGCACAGCCACCGGUACAGUUUUCAUCACAUGCAAUAGAUGGCGGGGAAAUAUCAAAGAGACUAUAGCCAAAGGAUGGUGGAGUUUGAACACGGAGCGUACAGACAGAAAUACGGCGACGGAAGCGGAAUCGGGUGAAAAUGGUUCGAGUGCAGUGAACGAAGAGUUGGAAUUGCCAAAGUUACCUAUUCCAUUACUGGAACGUACCAUGAAAUUGUACCUCGAAACUUUAAAGCCCAUUUUAGAUGAAAAACAACAUGAUAGUGUACGUAGACUAGUGUCAGUGUUCACUAAUGGGCCAGGACCAAUGUUGCAAGAAUUGUUAAUUGAACGUAGAGAAGAACGUGACAAUUGGGCUUAUGAUUGGUGGCUUCAUGAUAUGUAUCUAUGUAAUCAAGUUUGUUUGCCUGUAAAUUCAAACCCUGGAAUGGUAUUUCCACCGUUGCCAAAUUUUUCAGAUGAAACACAAAUGGCUAAAUUUUCAGCCAGAUUCGUUGUUCAAAUGAUGAAUUUUAAACGGAUUUUAGACAAGCGAGCUUUACCAGUAGAAAAAGCAACAUCAAGAGAAAAAGGACAACCUUUAUGUAUGGCACAAUAUUAUAGACUAAUGACGUCAUAUAGAGAACCUGGUCUAGUUAAGGAUAGAUUAAUCAAUGUAGAAUCAGAGCUUACAAUAUCUCGCCCGCAUAUAAUAGUUGCUUGUAAAUCUCAGUUUUACGUAUUACGGUUAACAACCGGUGAUGAUGCUACACCAUUGUCUGAGGAACAAAUUGCAACUAAGUUACUCGAUAUAAUACUGGAUGCUAAAAAAUCUACAGAUACAACGAACACCAAGUACACCGUAGGAAUUUUGACAUCACAAAAACGAGAUGAUUGGGCUCAUAGUAGAGAAUUAUUGAUGAAAAGUGCAUCAAACCGCAAUAACUUAACAUUAAUCGAGAGAAGCUUGUUUAUCAUAAAUUUUGAUUUGGAGUCACCUGGCUUGGAAUAUAAUUCAGAUUGUAAGGUUGGAGCUAAAGGAUAUUUGCUAUCUAAUGAGAGAGAUGAAACCAAUAUGAUACAUCAAAUGAUGCACGGCGGAGGAAGCGAAUAUUGUACAGGAAAUCGUUGGUUUGAUAAAACUAUACAAUUGGUUAUCGGUCAAGACGGUGCCAAUGGAUUAUGUUACGAGCACUCGCCAUCAGAAGGCAUUGCCGUUAUUGAGCUUAUGGAAAAAUUAAUUAAAAGUACUAAAGAUUUAAAUGAACAAGUAAAUAACCCCAUCGCGUCAACUGAAAAAAUAGAAAAGCUAACAUGGAGUGUCAAUAACGAGCUCAUUAAACAUAUUGCCGAUGCUUCUUCCACAAUUGAUCGGUUGGUCAAAAAUCUCGAUUUUCACGUAUUUCGUUUCACUCAAUAUGGAAAAGAAUUCAUUAAGUCGUGUAAUGUCAGCCCAGAUGUUUAUAUUCAAUUAGCUAUGCAGUUGGCUUAUCACAAGUUACAUGGAAAAUUGGUUGCAACAUAUGAAAGUGCAUCUACAAGGCGCUUUAGAUUAGGCAGAGUGGAUUGUAUUCGUGCGGCAACAGUAGAAGCGUUAGAAUGGGCAAAAGCUAUGAAUCAGUCGGCAGUUACAGAGUCCGGUAUACUAGGAACAAAAAAAAUAUACUACACCGCGACUGAAAACGAGAAAUUGCAACUUUUUGAAAAAGCUGUCAAAAAACAAACAGAUAUAAUGGUUGACAACAUACUUGGUAUGGGUAUAGACAUCCACUUACUGGGUCUUAGACAGGCGGCUAAAGAAAAUGGUUUACCUUGUCCUUUAUUUGAAGACGAUUCAUACAGAAUUGCUAACAAUUUUGCACUAUCCACUAGUCAGUUACUGACAACGACAGACAGCUUCGUGGGUUACGGACCAGUUGUACCCGAUGGUUAUGGAGUUUCCUACAAUCCAAAACACAGUAGUUUAGUUUUUUGCAUAUCUUCAUUCAAAUCUUCCAGGAUUACGAAUAAAAACGCGUUCACAGCAGCGCUGGAACAAAGCUUGGUGGCAAUGCAAAAAAUGAUGUAUAAGAAAAAUAUUGAAACUUAAACAUAUCAAAAUGUUACUUUAGAAAUUUAAACAUAUCAAAAUAUUAUAUCAGUACCAUAAACAUAUCAUUGAGUGAUAAAUUAAGUUACGUUUAGAAAUUUAUAGUUACCUCACUGUUUUCAUUUGUUAAAUGAUAUUUAUUGUUAUUUGAAUAUUUAUGUGUUCUGGUUCUAGUCAAAAUUCUAGUCUAUUGUUAAUACAUAAUUAAUUCUAAUAUUUAUCUCGUUAUCAAUUACUUGUACAGAGUGUUCAGAAAGUAAGGAAAUAGACCAGUUGUUACAAACAAUGAGAAUAAUAGACACCCGUAUCCUUUCUUACUGAACAUUCUAUAUAUUUUUUUUAUAUUAUUUUUUAAUAAGCUACUAAAUACUAAACACUAUGUAUUGAAAUGCAUAUGUAAGUAACUUUUAGGGUUGAUACAUUGAAUUUACAAAAUUUAUAUUUAAUUGUUAAUUUUUUUUAAUAAAUAAUUUUAUUUAAUUGUUCCAUCUUUAUUAAGAAUUGUUGAUUUUUUUUUAAUAAAUAAAUUUAAUUUAAUUAAUCCAUCUAAUCAAAACGUAGAAUAAAUUUAUUUAGCGAUGUUAAUUUUUUUUUAUUCAUACCAUCUAGUGAACUGUUAAAAUGUCCAAAGUAAAAUUGCUGACAGAGAUUGUAAUCUUAUCAAAAAUUGAUAGCCAUAUUUUUAAAUCUUAUAAGAGUUAAAAUAAAUAAAUAAUAGUUUCAAAUUAUCAGUAUCGUAGCCUAAGUGAUUUUAGAGACAUACAACUCUCCAAGAACAUUAAUUCAAAUAAUUAAAUUAAAUAUGAACUAAUUUAAAUAUUACUAACAAAUCUGAUUACUAUGUCACUUUUAUAUAUCAUCUAAUUAAGAAAAUGACUGGUCAAUAACGACUUUUGGACCAUUAUUUCAAAGUCAUUAACAUUUUUAUACUUAGGCAAUAGGAAAAGAGAGGCCAUGAAAUGUUAAUCAUAAAAUAGCAUCAACAACCCACUCCUCAUCUGUAGUCAUUAGUUUAAAUUUAGUUAAAAUUGAUAAUAAUUUCUGAAAUACUGGUCCAAAAGUUGUUAUUGAUCAGUCAUUUUUUGAAUCAGAUCAUUUCCUAUUUUAUAAGUUGAGUAAAUAUGUAUGUUACCUAAAUGUAUGUAUUCAGCGUUGAUAGUGGUAACAUUGUUUCCAAAAUACGUAUCCGUGACUUUUCAGUCAAUUUUUGUGGUUUUUGAGUUUCAUAUUUUUUAGUUUUUAAAUUAAUAAAAUUUGGAAUAUAGUUUUAAUUCUAUUUAAAAAAUGUAUGUUACCAUUAAAAAAAAUAAAGUUAACACCCCUUUUUAGUUAUAAUAGAUGAUUUUAAAAAUUACUUAUUAGCUGAUAAAAUCAAGAAUUAUUUGUUGAUAAAUAUGUGUUUCCAUUAAAAAAAAUAGACAUAAGGCUUAACAUGAAAAAUAUUUUAUUACAGAUAAAUGGAGAUAUGUAUGUAACUAACAAAAACUAAAAAAAAAAUUAUUUUAAGAGAUAUUCCAGUGGUUAGUGUUAAAAAAAUCACUUGGUAUAUUUUUUUCUUUUUACUACAUCACAAUAAUUGUCGUAAUUUUAUAUAUGUUUAAUUAAUAACCAAAAACAAAAUGUAUGUAUAAAAAGAUUUAAAUAGUUUAUAUAAUUAUUUGUUUAAAACUAUUCAUAAAAAGUUUGAAUUAAUUAAUGGUUUGAAUUAUUUCUAUAUCCUCCGCCUCUUCAAAAAAAUAUUUUUGUAUAGUAGCUCUUAAAUACGUUAAUAAACAUUUUCUAUAAUUAUAAAUGAUUAAUAAUUUUAUGAAAUGAUAACAUUAAAAGCAAAAAUUUUUUUCA
Daktulosphaira vitifoliae (grape phylloxera) is the source of this 4031-nucleotide messenger RNA. It is a transcript of the gene ChAT, whose product is annotated as choline O-acetyltransferase. Gene Ontology annotation, cellular component: cytoplasm; neuron projection. The transcript is spliced from 11 exons. Gene Ontology annotation, molecular function: choline O-acetyltransferase activity. The coding region runs from base 27 to 2189 and encodes 720 amino acids. Lineage: Eukaryota; Metazoa; Arthropoda; Insecta; Hemiptera; Phylloxeridae. Gene Ontology annotation, biological process: acetylcholine biosynthetic process; neuromuscular synaptic transmission. The record is from RefSeq and is a predicted model, not a curated record.